UCGAGGAGAUCGAAAGCGCGAGCACUCACGUUUCGGAACUCGUCAAAGAAAGUACUUUUAUUCACAUAGUUUGGACCAAGUGGGGGACUGUGCCCCUAAGUGAGAAAAUUGUAGCCUAGAAGGGUCAUGAACUACAUCGGCAAGUUCAUAUCCAACUUUAAAGAUUUCUACAAUGAGAUCAAUGCUGCAACUUUAACAGGUGCCAUCGAUGUCGUUGUAGUGCGGCAGGAAGAUGGCUCCUAUCUCAGCUCCCCCUUCCACGUGCGCUUCGGCAAGAUGGGCGUACUCCGGAGCCGAGAAAAAGUGGUUGAUAUUGAAAUCAAUGGAGAGCCCGUGGACAUACACAUGAAGCUAGGGGAGUCGGGAGAAGCCUUCUUUGUCCAAGAAUUAGAGGACAGUGAGGAAAUUAGUCCCCUCCUUGGCACCUCGCCUCUUCCACCAUCAUUCCUCCAGGAGAAACUCGAUCUCGCGAGAGCAGAGGAUGAGGAAUCAAGACCUAGGGAUUCUGGAGUUGAUGAAUCCAUUUCCUCAUCUGUUGGCCAGUCGACAGUGGCAGGUGAUGUAGUGGUCACAGCUUUGCCAGAGACGGAAACAGCCGGAGAUCAAGAUUCCUCUGUACCGCCCUUGACCGACAUAGGAGAUGGUAUCAAAAUCGUCAGUGUGAAAUUAUCAGGACGACCCCAAGAGUGAGAUUGGCAUUGUCA
This is a messenger RNA of Penaeus chinensis, 704 nucleotides long. Its product is annotated as phosphatidate phosphatase LPIN3-like. Lineage: Eukaryota; Metazoa; Arthropoda; Malacostraca; Decapoda; Penaeidae. Gene Ontology annotation, biological process: triglyceride biosynthetic process; positive regulation of transcription by RNA polymerase II; fatty acid catabolic process. The record is from RefSeq and is a predicted model, not a curated record. Gene Ontology annotation, cellular component: nucleus. The coding region runs from base 127 to 690 and encodes 187 amino acids. Gene Ontology annotation, molecular function: phosphatidate phosphatase activity; transcription coactivator activity. The transcript has 4 exons.